Molecule: messenger RNA, 1413 nt
Organism: Anopheles bellator
Lineage: Eukaryota; Metazoa; Arthropoda; Insecta; Diptera; Culicidae
Exons: 6
Coding region: 269-1135 (288 amino acids)
Source: RefSeq, a predicted model, not a curated record
CGAACUGGUGCCACCAUAUUUUUCGACCGCCUGCCAGCACCUUCGCUUCUGGACGCGUCGAUUUAUUGCAGCUAUGCUGUGAACAGCCGUCGACAUUUCAUUUCACUGUGGUUGCGGUGCAUCAAAUGUCGUGCAUACUUUUCAACAAACAGCCUACGAAUUAAUUCAUCGUAGAGUUUUUGUUCGUUUGCUCGAUUCCUUUAUUUGCUUUCAUCACUAUCUCAACGACUGUGUAGCAAAACGUUCUACAAAUAAAGGGGAAAACAAAAUGGCCACUUCCAACAUGAACGAGAAGUUAAAGAUUCGUGAUGAUUGCCCUGAAGCACAUGAAAACAAUGUAGCUUCCAAUUCUGAGGGCGUUGCGGGUUCCUCGGUGCCGGCAAUCAUCGUCUCUCAGUCUGAACCGGAUUCGUACGUUGUCAUCGACAGCGACAGUGUGCAGGACGUAACUAAUUGUGGACCGGACAAUUCAGUUGAAAGUUUCUCAGGGUGGAAACAGCAGACAAACUGUAGCGAUGACGGUGCCCGUGCAGGCCCAUCGAAGAGGACCAUGGCCGAAAGCCCGGAACGCGAAGCUAAGCAACCCAAACGUUCCGAGCAGGAAACCGCUGAAAACCUUGAACCGACGGUGGACCUGUACGCCGAUCGGCGACCAGAAGACGUGGAACAUUGGUAUUUGAACUGUAAAGGUAUGUCUGAUGAAGAGAUCAUCGGGACAUUCGAUGAAUUUAAAGAUGAGUUGUAUGAGCUCUACGAAAAGUACAAAUCUAAUUCAACCGGGUAUUGUGUCCGAAUGGGUUUAUGCAGCUUUCGGGAUUGUAUCGACCUAAUGACUCAAGACCAGCAUUGCCUUACGCUGAAACAUCUUGAGAGCCAGUUCGUUCCGGAAGAGCAAAGGAACGGCAAUUAUACAAAUUUUUUGGUCCAAGUCCUGACCCAGGAAUGGCUGCUGCGCAUUUUCAUGAAAGUGCACGAUUUUAGUGACCGUCAGGCGGCACUUAAGCGCAUCAGAGAAGAGGAUGAUAUUCUCAUGGCCAAACUAGCAGAUGACUAUCAUCGAAAUUUCGCUAUAAGAUACAAUUUGGAGCACCCGGAUCCAAACCAACCGGGGACAUCCACGACAACGAACAAAUAAUUAUAGCUUGUUCGAUUCGUCGAUGGACCAUUACAACGCCACCUUUUUGCAUGCCAUUACCACAUUUUAUAUCUUGUCUGUGUCGUAAUGUACCUAACUUCAAACAAAAUACGAGUUAGUUAUUGCCUUGCAUAAGAAUACGACACUUAAAACGAGAAUUAAAAAAUAGUGUUAAAAACAAAAUAUUUCUUAAAAAUUCGCAUAUGUCAGAAAUUUGAAAUAAAGUCUAUCCUGGUUGGGGAGCAGAUUAUUUAGCUGCCUUCAGGAUAUUCGCGAUC